Cooperia oncophora is the source of this 2370-nucleotide messenger RNA. The record is from the annotation of a GenBank genome assembly. Lineage: Eukaryota; Metazoa; Nematoda; Chromadorea; Rhabditida; Trichostrongylidae.
CGGUUAUCGCAAUGCGAUCGUGUUGUGUUCGUGGAUAACGGAAGAAUUGUAGCCCAUGGUGAACAUGAAGAAUUACUCGCAACUUGUACUCAGUACAAAGAGUAUUGUGAAAGUGCAUCUGUACACGGACGAGAAGUCACCAUGAAGCAAAGCUUUUUGGACAACUCAAAUCUAGAGGGACGGGUGGCUUCUCCGUCAGAUGAUGAUUACGACAAAGUCGAAGACAUCGAUAUUCGCGAUGCUAGUGCGAAACUUAUUUCAGAGGAUGAGAAUAAAGGCAGAGUUGUCGAUGAUGAAGAGGAUCUGGGCUUGGCUGCAAUGUCGUUUUCUGUUUACAAAAGUUACAUUCAUGCCGCUGGCAGUUGGCUAGUGUGGGUGUUGUUGCUUGCUGCCUUUGUUCUUAACAUAUCGGCUUCAAUUUUCUCCACUUUUUGGUUGUCACGUUGGCUGAAGACGGGUCAUCAUGAAGAGCUAGUCGAAGCUAACGGUAGCGUUCGAUUGCAUUCGGAAGGAAGUCUUGCCGAUAGUCCUGAUACACCAUAUUACUCAACGGUUUACGGUGUUUCGCUUGUUGUCCUUUUUCUCUCGGGACUUUUGAAGGCCAUGAUUUUCGUAAAGGUCUCUCUUAAUGCUGCAAGCCGUCUGCACAAUGGCAUGUUCUCGUCGGUAAUUCGAGGAACUGUUGGCUUUUUCGAUUCGACGCCAACUGGCCGAAUUCUCAAUCGAUUCUCAAAAGACAUGGAUGAAAUCGACGUCAAGCUACCCUUCACAGCUGAGGUGUUCCUGCAAAAUAUGAUCACAUGCAUAGGAUUUCUCCUAGUUAUUGCUUGGGUAUUCCCUGCAUUUCUCAUAGCUUGUAUUCCACUAUUGGCUAUUUUCUUACUGUUUGUGAUGUGCUUCCGCGCUGGAAUAAGGAGUCUCAAGCGAUCCGAAAAUAUUUCGCGAUCGCCUCUCUUCGAUCACAUCACCACCACUAUUGAAGGCCUAGCCUGUAUUCAUUCGUACGGUCAAACUGUGCGAUUCCUUGAGACACUCAAACAUCGUCUCGAUGCAAACAGUGGUGCUGUGUUCAUGUUCCAAUCGGCUAUGAGGUGGUUAGCUGUAUGGCUGGAUCUUCUGGUAGUAAUGAUCACCUCCAUUGUGGCAUUUUUCAUAGUCAUACUCACUGGAACCAUUUCACCAGCCGAUGCAGGCAUGGCGCUCGCGUUCGCUGUUCAGAUGAGUGGCAUCUUCCAAUUUGCUGUACGUACACAGACUGAGCUUGAAGCAAAGAUGACGUCAGUUGAACGAGUGGCGUACUACUCUGAGAACAUCCAAUCUGAAGGCGACUGGGAGACCAGGAAAGGUGUAGACGUGCCGAAGGAAUGGCCACAGAACGGACAGAUUGAUUUCCAAAGUGUGAAGCUGCGCUAUCGUCCAAAGUUCCCACUGGCUCUGAAUGACGUCACCUUCGAAAUUAAGCCCAAAGAGAAGAUUGGCGUGAUUGGAAGAACUGGUUCAGGAAAAUCAUCCAUAGGAAACGUUUUGUAUCGAUUGUAUCCGUUGACAUGGGGUCGAAUCUUUAUUGACGGUGUUGAUAUUGCUACAAUUGGCCUCCAUCGUCUUAGGAAAGCGAUGUCCGUAAUCCCUCAAGAUCCCGUUCUGUUCGCUGGUACUAUUCGAUCGAAUCUUGAUCCAAAUAAUGUGUACACGGAUUCUGAGAUAUGGAGAGCUCUGGAGAGGACGUAUCUCAAACCAACAAUCACCAAUUUCGAAAAGAAGUUGGAAGCAGAAGUUGCGAGUGGCGGAGAAAACUUCUCUGUUGGUGAGCGGCAACUGCUAUGUCUCGCAAGGGCUCUGUUGACAAAGGCUAAAAUUGUCAUGCUAGACGAAGCGACAGCAAGUCUUGAUAUGUCCACAGAUAAGCUCAUACAAAAGGCAAUUAGGGAAGUGUUUGUGGAUGCUACGGUAAUUCUUAUUGCUCACCGUCUAGAAAAUGUUUACGGUUUGGAUAGGGUUUUGAUGAUGGAUGGUGGAAAGGUGGUCGAAUUUGAUCGUCCGGAAGUACUGUUGAGCAAGUCGGCAUCGGAGCUGCAGAUACUGGCGAGAGAAGCAGGCCGUGAUGAGAUUUUCAUCGAGUCUGAGGGAGCCAAUAGUGAAAGUUCGCCAGAAAUUAUGGAGAAACCAGUUACCGGUGACAGUGAGAGUACGCCGGAGAUCAUCAAUAAGGACGUAUCCCCGGACUCAGUCAGUAUCCCGGAAAUGGUUGAAAAACAGGAAAGUGAGGGCGAAGAAGAUGACAGUGUGGAAAUUCUGGAUCGACCAGAGGUGAAUCAAUCAAGUGUUGACGACGACGAUUUAGAAAUGCUGAAUGUGCCGCCGAAAACAUGA